Molecule: messenger RNA, 1246 nt
Organism: Trematomus bernacchii (emerald rockcod)
Lineage: Eukaryota; Metazoa; Chordata; Actinopteri; Perciformes; Nototheniidae
Gene: sec22ba
Product: SEC22 homolog B, vesicle trafficking protein a
Exons: 5
Coding region: 124-771 (215 amino acids)
Biological process (GO): endoplasmic reticulum to Golgi vesicle-mediated transport; vesicle fusion with Golgi apparatus; retrograde vesicle-mediated transport, Golgi to endoplasmic reticulum
Cellular component (GO): endoplasmic reticulum membrane; ER to Golgi transport vesicle membrane; Golgi membrane
Molecular function (GO): SNAP receptor activity
Source: RefSeq, a predicted model, not a curated record
CUUCCGUCCAGCUCAUUCCUUCUGCAUCAUCAAAGUUGACAGCAAAAUAUAGAAAGUUUUUUAAGUGCGCUGUCUUUGACCAAAAGCAGCAGCUGACCCUGCCGAUAGUUGACCUCCAGCGGUAUGACGACCCUCACAAUAAUCGCUCGGGUGGCGGACGGACUCCCGCUCGCUGCGUCCAUUCAGGAGGAUGAGCAGUCAGGAAGAGACCUGCAGCACUACCAGAGCCAAGCCAAGCAGCUGUGCCGUAAACUGAACGCUCAGAGUCCGGACCGCUGUACGCUGGAGGCCGGGGACAUGAACUUCCACUACCUAAUAGCAGAGGGUGUAUGCUACCUGUUCCUCUGUGAGGCUUCCUUCCCCAAAAAGAUGGCGUUUGCAUACCUCGAAGAGCUCCACACAGAGUUCUACGACCAGUAUGGGAAGAGAGUGACCACAGUAACCAGGCCGUACUCUUUCAUCGAGUUUGACACGUACAUCCAGAAAACAAAGAGGUCGUACGUAGACGGCCGGGCCAGGAGGAACUUCAGCAGCAUCAACACAGAGCUACAGGACGUCCAGAGGAUCAUGGUGGCAAAUAUUGAGGAAGUUCUGCAAAGAGGAGAAUGUCUUUCUGCUCUAGACACUAAAGCCAGCAACCUGACAAGCCUUUCAAAGAAGUACCGCAGUGACGCCAAAUACCUUAACACCCGCUCCACCUAUGCCAAGGUGGCCGCUGUGGCCGUGUGCGUCAUCACUCUCAUCAUCUAUGUGCGCUUCUGGUGGCUCUGAUGGACCCUCAAGCAAGGACUUUAAAAUAAGGGAGAGGGAGUUUCCUUUGGGAAUUGUAAAGGAGUACUUAAAGUAUUCCUUUAAAAGUUGAUUCUGUUACUUUACACUUAAAAGACAGGGUGCCUUAAAGGAAUCGUAUACAGUAUAUCCCUAGAAGGUAGAUAUUCUUUCUGUGUUUUAUCCAACUUUCACUCAUGUAUGGUGUACACGGAGCCAUUGGGUUUCUCUGUAUGGUAGCAAAUGCUUCAUGGUGAGUUCAUGUACCUCUGUUUACUGGAAUAUUAGGAGCAGGGUGUUUGUAAGUUAAUUUAUAAGCCGGUUGGGGGUUUUCUUCAGAGUUUGAGCAUUAUAGGUGAAUCCAUGUAUGACAGGGUUUUGUGAAGUCCCAAUACUGUGAUAAAUGAAUGUUUAUUGUUCUGAACGUUUACAUUGUAACAAAGUCUUAAUGAAAAUAUUAAAUAUUUAUCGAAGUUUC